This is a messenger RNA of Nyctereutes procyonoides (raccoon dog), 1073 nucleotides long. RefSeq names its product calcium voltage-gated channel auxiliary subunit gamma 2 (gene CACNG2). The coding region runs from base 1 to 972 and encodes 323 amino acids. Lineage: Eukaryota; Metazoa; Chordata; Mammalia; Carnivora; Canidae. The transcript has 4 exons. Gene Ontology annotation, cellular component: voltage-gated calcium channel complex; postsynaptic density membrane; AMPA glutamate receptor complex. The record is from RefSeq and is a predicted model, not a curated record. Gene Ontology annotation, molecular function: channel regulator activity; voltage-gated calcium channel activity. Gene Ontology annotation, biological process: positive regulation of synaptic transmission, glutamatergic; postsynaptic neurotransmitter receptor diffusion trapping; neurotransmitter receptor internalization.
AUGGGGCUGUUUGAUCGAGGUGUUCAAAUGCUUUUAACCACCGUUGGUGCUUUCGCUGCCUUCAGUCUGAUGACCAUAGCUGUGGGAACCGACUAUUGGCUCUACUCCAGAGGGGUUUGCAAGACCAAAAGUGUCAGUGAGAAUGAAACCAGCAAAAAGAACGAGGAAGUUAUGACCCAUUCUGGAUUAUGGAGAACCUGCUGCCUAGAAGGGAACUUCAAAGGUCUCUGCAAGCAAAUCGAUCACUUCCCAGAGGAUGCAGAUUACGAAGCUGACACAGCAGAAUAUUUCCUCCGGGCCGUGAGGGCCUCAAGCAUCUUCCCGAUCCUGAGUGUGAUUCUGCUUUUCAUGGGUGGACUCUGCAUCGCAGCCAGCGAGUUCUACAAGACUCGACACAACAUCAUCCUGAGUGCCGGCAUCUUCUUCGUGUCUGCAGGUCUGAGUAACAUCAUUGGCAUCAUAGUGUACAUAUCUGCCAAUGCCGGAGACCCCUCCAAGAGCGACUCCAAAAAGAAUAGUUACUCGUACGGCUGGUCCUUCUACUUCGGGGCCCUGUCCUUCAUCAUCGCCGAGAUGGUCGGGGUGCUGGCGGUACACAUGUUUAUCGACCGGCACAAACAGCUGCGGGCCACGGCCCGUGCCACGGACUACCUCCAGGCCUCGGCCAUCACCCGCAUCCCCAGCUACCGCUACCGCUACCAGCGCCGCAGCCGCUCCAGCUCCCGCUCCACCGAGCCCUCACACUCCAGGGACGCCUCUCCCGUGGGCAUCAAGGGCUUCAACACCCUGCCGUCCACGGAGAUCUCCAUGUACACCCUCAGCAGGGACCCCCUGAAGGCCGCCACCACGCCCACCGCCACCUACAACUCGGACAGAGACAACAGCUUCCUCCAAGUCCACAACUGUAUCCAGAAGGAGAACAAAGACUCUCUCCACUCCAACACAGCCAACCGCCGGACCACCCCCGUAUGAAGCCCACCGCGGGGUGGGGAUGGGGGAUGGAUGGGGACGGAGCCUGGCAGCGCCGCAGGAGGGGCGUGUGGGGUGCCCCCCUCGCCCGCCCGCGCAGUGGG